UCGCACGCUCUCCUGCUACAACACGCAAUUGUUAUAUUUUUCACGGGUUUUUUUCUACACAAUCGGAACAGUUAGUUAAUGACGGGCAGUUAUGAUGGAGGUCCAGACGGUUUUGGAGAAUCCGGCCAAUUUUCAAAAUUUCAAGGCUGACCAGGAACUCCUUAAGGAUUCCAAUGUUGACAUCGGUUCCAGUCCAAUAGCGGCACCUGCUCUCCACAAUAAUCUCGUGGGCAAUCUGUCGCAGCUCACGGACAAUCUAAUUUUAAGUUCGGCUUCGUCCAUCAAUCCGGGCGUCCUGCAGGCGCUCAACAUCGUUUGCAUUGUGAAUGUGGCGCCCGAGUUGCCCGACACACCCUGUCACGACGACGGUGUCGUUUACCACAAGAUCUCCGUUCUGGACACGGGAAGUUCCAGGUUACUGCCCUACUUCAGUGAAGCUGCCGAUCUCAUUCAUGAGGUUUCUUGUUCUGGUGGACGAACACUGGUCUAUUGUGUAGCUGGUGUGAGUAGGUCUGCAAGUAUCUGCAUAGCAUACUUCAUGAAGCACCAUCAACUUUCCCUUUUGGAAGCGUACAAUUAUGUGAAGCUGAAGAGGCCAAGAAUUAAACCUAAUUGUGGAUUUUUCAAGCAACUAAUUGAAUAUGAGAAGCAGCUUUAUGGAUGCAAUACUGUACAUAUGGUGUUCAAUGAAUUCGUCCAAAUGGAAAUACCAGAUGUCUAUGAUAGUGAAUACAAGUUAAUCAGCCAUUUUACGAAGAAGAGGAGAAUGUCUAGAGAUGCUGGUCACUGAAGUUGACAAGAAAGUAGAAUAAACCGACUGAGUAUCAAAUAACAUUUAUAUUUUAUUCUAAAAUAGAAUAAAAGUCUAAGCUUGUCUAAUAUUUAGAUGAAAUUAGCUUAUACGUAUUUUAGAUGUAUUAUAAUAUUGCUUUAUCAUUUUUUUUUGUUUUUUUCUUGUACACAAAACUUAUAAACCACAUUAAUAUAAUUAUCAUAGCUUAAGAAUAAAGUGUAAAAGAAAAUUUGUACUGAUAUACAAAAAUGUUGAUUUCUUUUUCACAAGAUUGUUGUUUUUGACAAUUGAAGAAAAAUCAACAUUUUUCUAGUGAUUUAUUUAUUACAUGUAGUGUAAAUAUGUAAGCAUAUUCCAAAUGAAGCAUUUUUAAAUUAAAUAAUUUUUAUGUUUAUGAAAUUUUUAUAUGCAUUUAUGUUUUUGUAAUUUUUGAAUUAAGUUUGUGUAUAUUUAUUUAUAUGUUUUAUUAUUGGGGACCAAUUAAACCAUUAAUAAAUCAAUAAACUUUUAUU
Messenger RNA from Aethina tumida (small hive beetle), 1305 nucleotides. RefSeq names its product dual specificity protein phosphatase 18. NCBI's taxonomy places the organism in Eukaryota, Metazoa, Arthropoda, Insecta, Coleoptera, Nitidulidae. Gene Ontology annotation, biological process: protein dephosphorylation. The coding region runs from base 92 to 790 and encodes 232 amino acids. The record is from RefSeq and is a predicted model, not a curated record. Gene Ontology annotation, cellular component: cytoplasm. Gene Ontology annotation, molecular function: protein tyrosine/serine/threonine phosphatase activity. The transcript has 3 exons.